Messenger RNA from Scomber japonicus (chub mackerel), 702 nucleotides. Its product is annotated as calsenilin-like. Bases 1 to 702 code for a protein of 233 amino acids. The transcript is spliced from 7 exons. Gene Ontology annotation, biological process: regulation of potassium ion transmembrane transport; negative regulation of transcription by RNA polymerase II. NCBI's taxonomy places the organism in Eukaryota, Metazoa, Chordata, Actinopteri, Scombriformes, Scombridae. Gene Ontology annotation, cellular component: voltage-gated potassium channel complex; nucleus. The record is from RefSeq and is a predicted model, not a curated record. Gene Ontology annotation, molecular function: RNA polymerase II cis-regulatory region sequence-specific DNA binding; calcium ion binding; potassium channel regulator activity.
AUGAGUGUGAGGUGGGAGACGGAGGGACUGCAGACGGUUGGCAUCGUCUGCCUGGUGAUCAUGUUCCUCAAACUGAUGCACCUGCUGGGCCUGAUCGACAUCACAGAGACUGACAGCAGCGACAGCGAUUUGGAGCUGUCGACAGUGCGUCACCAGCCGGAGGGGCUGGACCAGCUGCAGGCUCAGACCAAGUUCACCAGGAAGGAGCUUCAGUCCCUCUACAGAGGCUUUAAGAACGAGUGUCCCAGUGGGUUGGUUGAUGAGGAGACAUUCAAGACCAUCUAUUCUCAGUUCUUUCCCCAAGGAGAUGCGACCACUUAUGCUCACUUCCUGUUCAACGCGUUUGACAUAGACAGAAAUGGCUCGAUCCGCUUUGAGGACUUUGUCAUCGGCCUGUCUGUGUUGCUCAGAGGCUCGGUCACUGAGAAGCUCAACUGGGCCUUUAACCUCUAUGACAUUAAUAAAGAUGGCUAUAUCACCAAAGAGGAGAUGCUGGCGAUUAUGAAGUCAAUCUAUGACAUGAUGGGGAGAUACACCUAUCCAUGUGUGCGAGACGAGGCUCCCUCUGAACACGUGGAGAAGUUCUUCCAGAAAAUGGACAAAAACCGAGAUGGUGUAGUGACCAUUGAGGAGUUCAUCGAGACCUGUCAGAAGGACGAGAACAUCAUGAACUCCAUGCAGCUGUUUGAGAAUGUGAUUUAA